Gongylonema pulchrum is the source of this 273-nucleotide messenger RNA. The record is from the annotation of a GenBank genome assembly. Lineage: Eukaryota; Metazoa; Nematoda; Chromadorea; Rhabditida; Gongylonematidae.
AUGUGCUUUUCGACGCAUCAUUUUCCCGAGAACCUCGACUUUGUCCCUAACGUUGCAAAUCCUUGGCAGUAUCCUGCGCUGAUAUUUUCGGCGCUGUGCGGACGCGCCAUCAAAGGACUGGCACCAGUGUGCAAAGUAAAUCCGUCGCUGAUUGCUUAUGGGACAUUCAAGGACUGCAUGUGUGCUGUCAAAGUGCUUCCGGCGUUCGCCGAUGAUAUCGCUCGCUCUGAUUUCGCUCAGGUAACUCUGCCUUCGGUAGUCAGCUUUAGAUGA